This is a messenger RNA of Hemibagrus wyckioides, 4608 nucleotides long. RefSeq names its product SLIT and NTRK-like protein 1. The record is from RefSeq and is a predicted model, not a curated record. Gene Ontology annotation, cellular component: GABA-ergic synapse; postsynaptic density membrane; glutamatergic synapse. Lineage: Eukaryota; Metazoa; Chordata; Actinopteri; Siluriformes; Bagridae. The coding region runs from base 809 to 2878 and encodes 689 amino acids. Gene Ontology annotation, biological process: regulation of presynapse assembly; positive regulation of synapse assembly; axonogenesis. Gene Ontology annotation, molecular function: protein binding. The transcript has 2 exons.
GCGCAGUGUAUGCUCGCCUUUCUUCGCUCUUCUCCGAAGAAAGCAGGGAAAAAUUUGCUCCGAUUCAGAAAUCUCUUCAUCCUCCGAAGAUUCAGAAUUUGAUUGUUUUUCUUCCUCUUCUUCUUCUUCUUGUUUUGUUGUUGUUUUUUGUGUACAUGGAGGAUUAAACAGUUUUGAAAUGACUCAGUCCCGCGCGAUGCGGCUCGCAAACGACCAUCUGAACACCGGCCAAAUACGGACAUAGCCAAAAAGACGGGUUUUUUUUCUCCCUGGUUUUCUUUUUUUUUUUUACCAUCGGAUUGUAGCUAUUUUUGUCGAUCGAUUUCAAAAAAAAAAAAAAAAUCCCCCGUCACACCGAUGGAUUGUUUCCACUGCAGCUCGGCAGAGGGGGUUAGAUGCAGCACCGAGCGUUUCCUUCUAAAUGCUGAAAAAGCGGCGGAGUGCCGAGAAGGAGAACAAGCAGAAUGGAACGUGAGGAUGUGAGAAUUGCGGAUUAAUUCAUCCCUCGAUCUCUUUCUUUCUCUCUCUUCCUCUUUUUAUUUCUUUCUAUGUCUUCGUUUGUCCUCUCCGUGGCGAUGCAUUGGGAUUUCAGAACCAAGGGAGACCGGACAGCUCCCUUCCUAUCGUGAGGAAUAACAAAAUACCCGAAUAAAGAAGGAUUUUUUUAUUUGGUGGGGUGGAAAUGAACAAGUUGACUUAUCUGCCUGCUGAUCCGUGUGCUCAGUUUGCGCCUGGAGGAACGCAGACGUCCAUAAUCUGAUCGUUUUCAUGUCUUGGAUGGCGGGGAUGAAUCGUCGGCAUUAAAAAAAUGCUGCUGUGGAUUGUGUUGCUGAAGGCAGCUCUUUGUGCAGCUCUCGGGAACGGUACAAGCGACGUGUGCAAGGAGGAGAUAUGCUCGUGCAGUGCGAUUGAGGGCGAUUUGCACAUCGACUGCGAAAAGCGCGGUUUCAGCAACCUGCAGCACUUGACUGGCCCGAGCUCGCAGUUUUAUCACUUGCUGCUGCACGGGAAUUCCCUAUCCAGACUGUUUCCCAACGAGUUUGCCAACUUCUACAAUGCAGUCAGCUUGCAUUUGGAGAACAACGGCUUGCACGACAUUGUCCCGGGCGCCUUCCUCGGCCUGCAACUGGUCAAGCGUCUGCAUAUAAACAACAACAAGAUCCGCUCGUUUAAAAAGAACACUUUUCUUGGUUUGGAUGAUUUAGAGUAUCUCCAAGCUGAUUUCAACCUCCUAAGAGACAUUGAUCCUGCAGUUUUCAGAGACUUGAGUAAACUAGAGGUCUUAAUUUUAAAUGAUAACCUAAUUAGUGCACUUCCCACCAACAUUUUCCAGCACGUUCCCAUAACACAUCUUGAUCUGCGCGGGAACCGGAUAAAGACAUUGCCUUAUGAAGGGGUCUUGGAACAAAUUCCAGGAAUUGUGGAGGUUUUGUUGGAGGACAAUCCAUGGGACUGCAACUGUGAUCUUCUUUCCUUAAAGCAGUGGCUCGAAAACAUCCCUCAGCGAGCACUCGUUGGCCGGGUUGUUUGCGAGGCACCUACGCGUCUCCAGGGCAAUGAACUUAAUGAGACAGCUGAGUCUGAACUCUGCCCUUCCAAAGAUGGCGCCGAUUCGAGUUUGGCCGCACCUCCGACUCAGGACGAGACCUCAGAACUGGAUUCUCCUCCUUCUCCAGCGUCCACAACCUCCAAAAUGGCUGUAGUGACAGAGAAAAGCUCUCAGAACAACAAGGGCCGUCCCAAAGCGAGAGAAAACUGGCAGCUAAAAACGCCAACAGCAAUAGCAUCAGGCACCAUCGAUGUAACGUGUCCCCAAACGUGCGUGUGCAAGCCAAUUGGCGCUAGUCAAGGUCUUGGGGUGAACUGCGAAGGGAAAAAAUUAGAGAGUGUGCUCAAUCUGAGACCCAAACCUCUCGGUGCACAUGAGCUGAACCUACGCGAUAACAAUAUCCAUGCGGUGAAAAGAAACCAGUUUCGGGGAUACACUAACCUGAACCUGCUCGAUUUAGGUGGGAACAAUAUCAAAACCAUCGAGAAUGGCACUUUUCAAAACUUGAGCGAGUUGCGGUGGCUUUACAUGGACAAGAACUAUCUGGAUAAUGUCAUGCCGGAUAUGUUUGUGGGACUCCAAAACCUGGAAUAUCUCAGUUUGGAAUAUAACGAUAUUCAGCUCAUUAUAGCAGGAGCCUUUAGUCCGAUGCCUAACCUGCGGGUGCUGUUUCUAAACAACAACCUGUUAAAGUCGCUGCCCGCAGACACCUUUCUUGGAGUCUCCUUGUCCAAAAUAAGCCUGCAUAACAACUAUUUCACGCAUCUUCCCAUAAACGGUGUCCUUGAUCAGCUGAGCUCGAUCAUCCAAAUUGAUUUGCAUGGGAACCCUUGGGAUUGCACGUGCACCAUCAUGCCGCUGAAACAGUGGGCGGAAAAAAUGGCGCCUGACGUCAUCGUUAGCGACCUGAAGUGUGAGUCACCGGAGGAGUUCUGGAAGCAAGAUUUCCGCCGCAUCCGGAUCGACCUGAUAUGCCCGGAACUUUACGACCAGGCUUCGCCGACUUCGUUAUCCAAAAACGGCACCGUCGGUAUGGAUUCUGACUCAGGGACACGUCCUGGAUCAUACCCAGAGCCGAGCCGAGUCUCAAUAUCAGUACUGGUGCCCGGAUUGCUGCUCGUCUUUGUCACUUCUGCUUUCACUGUAGUCGGGAUGCUAGUUUUUGUCCUGCGCCAUCGGAAAAGGUCCAAGCGGAGAGAUGGGAACUCCUCGGCGUCUGAGAUCAACUCUUUACAGACAGUUUGUGACUCAUCUUAUUGGCACGGCGCUGCUUAUCAUGCUGAUCACAGGAGCUACGACUGCGGCACUCACUCGCUCUCUGAUAAAUAAGGCACUUAGACGUUCAUCAAAGCACUCAAGUGUGCGAGCAAAAAAAAGAAAAAAGAUGCAUCCUGGUGGCGCUUUCUUACUCGCUCUGUUGGGAAAUACCCUAUUUUUCUUCGCUUCAGUUCACUAUAAAUAUUCAUGAGCCACCAUUCUGGAUGCUGUUGAAAAUAUGUACCUCUUUCUUUCGGUCUCUCUUAAUCUCUCUCCCCAUUCUCUUUCUCUCUCUGUCUCUCUCUCUCUCUCUGUCUUUGGUGCCGCGAUCAUUCGACUGCAAACCUGAGGAAGUGGAAAUGGUGCACGAUGGGAUGAGGAGCGCAUGAAUGUAAUGUAAAUAGCGACUUGUAACAUAUCUGCAUGAUCCGAUCCGCAUGGUUUCGACUCCCAAGCGCCGGGAACCAGACCACAACACGCUGACUCCACAGUUCUUUGACGAUAAUCAUAUGUAAUAUUAUAUAUAUAUAUAUAUAUAUAUAUAUAUAUAUAUAUAUAUAUAUAUAUAUAUAUAUAUAUAUAUACAUAAUCAUAAAAAGAUUUAUGAAUAUAUUAAAAAGUGCCAUUUCUCUAUUUUUUGUGGAACAAAAAGAUUAACGCAGUUAGGAUUUGUAUUUGUUGUUUUAUUUCUGGAAAAAAAGGCAACGCAAUGGGGAUGAAGAACAGAGAUGUACUAAUGCAUGUAGGCUGCUUUUCCGUUUUUUGAUCAUUAUUUAUAUUUCCAUCUCCUUACAGGUGUAUUCUGUGUUAUAAUGCGGUGUGUUGAUUCUUUCUUUUUUUUUUUAUUUCUAUCCGUUUCUUUUUGCCCAAUGUAGCUAAAAAUUCCAUUAGUGAACUGUUGGUGAGGCUCUCGAACAAACGAUGAGGUUUUCUAACUGCAUCUCUUCAUGUUUUUGAUUUUCGGUAUGUGUAGUAUGGAAGUAGACUAGAUUUUUAUGAGGCCUAUGAUUCACUUUAAUCUUUAAUUCUUGUGAGCUUUCGUAAAGCCAUUUAUUUAUCAUUCAAAAGGGGAAAAAUGGCUUUCCCUUACUAUUAUUAUUUUUUAUUUUUUUAUUUUUUUGGGUUGGGGUGGGGGGGUUGGGUGGGACAUUGUUACUGUGAAAAAGCGAGCCAUGUAAAUAUCUCGUCUCCAAUCAAAGGCCUCCUGCCUCUAGGUGUUGCUGUUGCAUCUCAACCCAAUAAAGCUGACAGAGUUGAACUUGUAUAUCUGUAUCGACCUGCUCUGGCUAGAAUUCACACUCUUUUUUUAUAUGACCUUUGACCUUAAUGCCUAUUCCACAUUAUUAUUAUUAUUAUUAUUAUUAUUAUUAUUAUUAUUAUUCAACUUUGGUCUUUAGAUUAGCAUUCUACGACAACAUUGUUAUCCACAUAUUUAAAUAUAAUGCCAAUAAAGUCAAAUGUUAGCUUAAAUCUAGCAACAUAAACCAGCUAGUAUUAUUAUUAUUCUUAAAAAAAAAAAGUAAAUCAUUUCAUAAGCAGAUGCUUCAAUUAGUGAACUGUAUUAUCAACCAUCAGCAAGGCUAACAAGAUCCAAUUCCUGAUAUUAUUUUUGCUUUAAAAAACAAACAAGCAAACAAAAUAUUUGGCCAUUAUGUGACUUUAUAGUAAAGCGAAAAGGUUUUUUUUCUGUUAUUUUUGUUUUCUUUUUUUCAAUAUGAAAUAUUAAAAUUGCUUAUCAUUUUUUAAUUUAUUUUUGUUUCUAAAAAUACCUUACAUCAACUACAGUCUUUUUUUGUUUUCUU